AAAACAGAGAUGAAGAAGGUGAAGACCAUGGCAAAGACAACGAAGACAAGAGGAAGAAGAAUAAUUUAAAGAUAGACAGAAUAAGAAUCACCGAGAGUCUGCAUUCUGUGACCUGCAGCAGCCAUCCCCAGCACCAGAGACUGAUAGCUGGGCGACCACUCCCAGGAGAGACUUUCUGAAUUUGUCAUCUCUUCAGAACGGUGAAAGGGUUUUGGCAUCUGGUGUUGGUUUUUUUUUACUGGGGAGUGUUUUUGCUUGUUAAAUAAACAGGAUUUUUUCCAUUUCUCUCUGAGGAAAUCCUUCCCGAACCAGGUGGGGGAGGAGCCGUGGGGGGUUUGCUUUCCUGGGGCUCCUUCCAGAGGACUUCUCCCAAACUUUGCCCUAAACUAGGACAGGGGCCCCCACUAUCAAAAACCAGGCCCUGCAAAACCAAAACAGUCUCCAAGGCCAGGCCUGCUCCGGCCUGUUCCCAGCUCCUCGUGCUGGUGUUGGGCUGCCAGGGUGGGCCUUGGUGACACGGGCACUCUGUGUCAGGGCCCUUCCUGACAUGGUGGUGGCCAGAGACCCUUGUGACAUCAGAGAGUUCCAUCCAGGCCGACGGUUUGUAGGGGCAACGCAGGUUCCGGGGUGCUCAGAUCCAGGAGAGCCACUCUGGAAGGAUCCAGAAGCAACUCCCGGGAUCCGUCUGAGCCACAGGCCCAGAGUGACAGAGGAGGACAAAGCCCCAAAGCCAUCCCCGAGUCCUGGUGGCCCGGCCCCGUGCCCAGCUGCCUGCAGGCCCUCAGCGGGCAGUGGCGGGAGCAGGGUCAGGUCAGGCCUGCCGCUGUCACACACCGAGGAGGACAAAGGGAUCCCUGGUGACAUGGCCCACGAGCAUUCCCAGUGGGAAGCUGUGAUGGAGCAGGAGAUGUCCCAGGAGGAAGAAGCUGUGGGAGGGCAGCAGGAGUGUGGAUGGGAUGAAGAUGAGAGAUCCCAGGAGCCGUCCAUCGGGAGCGUUCCUGACGAUUCCCAGGGGGAAGAUGUCCCAGAGCUGUCCCAGGGGGAAGCUGAGAGGCACCAGGAGCUCUCACCACGGGAAGAUGAUUUGCACUCCUACAUCUCCCCGUGGGAGCACCCGAGAGAGACGGAAUUGUCCCCAGCGAGGGACAGCAGCGACGAGGAGCUGUCCGGAGGGGCAGAAGCCGGGGCCCAAGAGCUGUCCCAGCGGGAGGAGGAUGUCGCCUCCAGCACCUCCGGAGAGGCAGAAGCCGGGCCCCAAGAGCCGUCCCAGCGGGAGGAGGACGUCGCCUCCAGCACCGGGGACAAAGCCUUGAGGUCAGUGAGUGAGGAGGAGCCCCAGCCUGGUUCCCCGCAGGGACCCGGCUCCCCCAGCCCCGUGGGCACGGCGCUGGCAGCAGAGGCAGCUCCGGCCCUGCCCAGCGCCUCUCCUGCCCCUGGCAGUCCCCCGGGGGCCGAGCCGGCAGCUGCUGCCCCGGCCGGAGAUGCUGGGCGGGAGGAGCUUCCCGAGCCCGUCGCUGCCGGGGAGGAGGAAAAGGCGGUGGAGGCUUCUGUGCCCAGCCAGGAGCUGCCAUCAGCAGGGACACAGAGCCCGGUCCCCGCCCCACAGAGCCCCCAGGGCUGCAGCCCGGCUCUGCUGGACUUAGCCUGGCACAUCAGCAGUGAGAUCGUGUGCCGGGCCCUGCUGGAAAUCCAGGGAUCCGGGCAGCAGCCGCAGGGACCGCCGGUGGAAAAGGCAGCGGAGUCUCCUGUCCCCAGCCAGGAGCUGCCGUCCCUGGGGACACAAAGCCCACUCAGUGUCCCCUACAACAUCCAGGACAGCAGCCCUGCCCUGCUCUGCAGGGAGCAGAGCAGCUCUGGGCAGCUUCUGAGCCAGGCCCAGCUGCAGCAGCUGCAGGAACAGGAUGCUCAGGAGGAGGCUGCAGGAGCAGCUCCAUCCCAAAGGCAGCAUAGCCCCCUGCGUGGGAAAUCCCACAUGGAGGAAGAGCUUUCCCAGCAGGAAGGUGCGCAGGAGGCAGAGCUGUCCCUGGGAGAAAGGAGCAACUCCCAAGGAGGGUCCCAGGGGGAAGAUCGUGCAGAUCAGGAGCUGCCCCAGGAAGUGUCAGACUGGAAAGAGCCCACGGCGGAAGAGAUGUCCCAGGGAGAAGUCAACAACUCCCAGGAAGACUCAGACUGGGAGGAAUACCUGGAGAAAGAGCUGCUCCAGGAAAUCUCGGACUGGGAGGAAAACAUGGAGCAGGAGCUGUCCCAGAGAGACAUCAACAGCCGGGAAGAAGUUUCCACCUGGGAAGAACACAAUGGCCAAGGCUUUUCCCCAGAGGAAUUGUCCCUUGGUCAAGAUGUGUCCCGAGGGAACAACCAUGGACACUCCGUACACUCCAGCUGGGAGGACGACAGCGACCCAGAGCUGGCGCAGGACCUCUGGCAAGUCGGGUCCAACUCCGGCAUCUGGAUGAAGCCCUUGGCCCUGGAGGAUGACGAGUGGGACGAGGUGAGCAUCCUGGAGCUGCCCCCAGAAGAAGACAAGGAGCAGGAACAGAGAGCUUUUGUGGCAGAUGAGCUCCCGCUGCCUGUCCCUUGUGAGGCCUGGGUUGAGGAGCAGAAACCAGAGCUGCGCAGCCCAGGGCUGCUCUGUGCCUCGCUUGCCCCCCUGGAAGGCCAAGCCCCUGGGAGAUACACAGCUUCUCCCUCCCAGGCCCUGCACGGGCAGCCGCGUGCCCCCAGGAAACUUCUCUCCCACUUCAGGUGGGCGCUGCGGAGGCUCUUCUGCUGUUCCUGCCUGGCGGCACCGCCCGAGGAGUAGCACGGACACGGCAGCGACAGCAGCCACUGCUCCAGAGCCGCCCUCCCUGCGGGCUGUGGCACCCACGGGACUCUGAACCAGGCAUCGGGGAACCAACAGGAACGGGAUCAGGAGCGUGGAGAAGACAGAGAUGGCACAGAGAUGAUGAAGGCCACAGUGAUGACAAAGAUGAAC
This is a messenger RNA of Vidua chalybeata, 2974 nucleotides long. Its product is annotated as fibrous sheath CABYR-binding protein-like. The transcript is spliced from 2 exons. NCBI's taxonomy places the organism in Eukaryota, Metazoa, Chordata, Aves, Passeriformes, Viduidae. Bases 548 to 2800 code for a protein of 750 amino acids. The record is from RefSeq and is a predicted model, not a curated record.